Molecule: messenger RNA, 736 nt
Organism: Owenia fusiformis
Lineage: Eukaryota; Metazoa; Annelida; Polychaeta; Sabellida; Oweniidae
Source: the annotation of a GenBank genome assembly
GUGGGGUGAAUGUAACGUUGGUAACUUUUAUGCCGAUGCCUUGGUGGACAAGAAUAUUUAUCCACCGACCGAUACAUCCUGGAACAAUGUAUCUCUUGCUGUAUUGAAUUCCGGAGGUAUCAGAUCUUCAACAUUCUAUCCUGGAGAAAUGGUGGAACUAACUGGCCAGACAAUAUGGGAUAUGUUUGAGCAUUCUGCAUCGCGGUACGAUCUUAACCCUACUGGGGGUGGCAUGGGGAUGUUUCUUCAAGUCUCAGGAAUCGAAAUAGUGUACGACGUUGGGAAACCAGUCGGUAAAAGAGUUGUGAGCAUAAAGGUCACGUGUGCAGAUUGUUUGGUACCUGCGCUUGAGAAACUAGACCUGACUAAGCAUUACAAAGUAAUAAUGCCAGACUACGUUGCUAAUGGGGGAGAUGGUUAUUCCAUGGUCCGUGAUAAUAAAAUACAGCAUUUUUCGAUAGGGGACAUUGACAGCGAUGUGCUUGAAAGAUACGUCAGAAAAAUGUCACCUAUCACCGCUGGGGAUGGUAAAUAUGGAAUCCGACCUGUGGUGGUUUUGUCAACCGACGGUAAUACUUGGCCAGCCGGUGCCAAGGACAUCGUAUCUCAAAGAGAUACUGUACAUCCAAUUGCUGCUGCUAGUAGGAUACGCGCUUGGGGUAUUGAUACAGUCGUGGUAGCUGCACCCAACUGCAACCCGGGAUUGGAGAAAUUGAGGGGCAUUGCAAGUGUUUGA